ACUGAGAAAAACUGUCAUUAAGGUGUUGUCAAAAUGAGCCCUGUAGGUGUGGGCUGUUCCCUAAGUUUGUGGUUUUAGAUUUUCAAGGGGGCAGACUUAGUAUUGGCCACGGGAUCAAGUUCCUGAAACUGGUCUUUUACGUCUUGAAAAAUGUCCUCUUAACCGGAGGCGCCAAGGAGCUUAAAUGUAACGCGCACACGGGAGAGAAAAUGACAAAAGCUCCUCAGGGGUUUGAUUUCAGUUUCUUAAAUGACGAAGAAGCCAGGAAGAUCCUUCAGGUGUUGGAAAGAAAUGAGGAGCUACAGAGGGCAGAGAAGGACAGGAUCAGCAAACUCCAGAAGACAAAGAGGGAUAUCAGAUGGCUUCAAGGAGUGACUGGUGAAUGGUUUGAAGAAAUUCAAAGAAAAAAGUUUUGCAAUGAAAUGGAUGUUAGCCAAAUGUUAAAGCAACCACUUACAUACAGGCUAAGGAAAGGGAUGGCAGAGAAUGAUUGUAUAGAAUCACACACACCAGGACCUAAAAAUACACCUAAUCCAAGAAACCCAACAUCGGUUCCUUCUCGGCUGAACUUCAGGUCAUCAUUUGCUUCCCUGUUCUCCUUCAGAAAAUCCAGAAAGGAGACUUCAAAGCUUCGAUUGCUAGGACGGAAAGGAUGUGAUGGCCAUGUAGGACCUCCUGUGUCUGUGAGGCAAACUAUUACACAGGCAAGAAUAUACCCCCCACCUCCAGAAUAUCAACCAGUUGACAGUGCAUUUGUCCGCAAAUCAGCAGGCAUGAGGGAGGGAGAUGUCAUGCUUCCUUGGGAUGCUUCACUGCUGGAGAAUGAGUUUUUCCAAGGUUUAUAUUGAGGAAAAGAUGUACAAUAUGAUUCAAUAAACACCAUUCAAAGAAGCACCAACCAGCUGAAAAUAUCCUGUGACUUGUCUGAGAUCACAGACGCUGUGGUCCUCAUGAGCAUGAGCCAAACGUCUUAAGUUGGCCUAGGUCUUCGGUAUUAUAAGGAGGUUUCUGGACCCUGACUUGGACACCACUCUCCAACCUUGCCACUGGGAGAAAAGCAUUAAGAAAAAAACAUUGUUUGACAACAUCAACUUCACAUCCUUGUAAUAUUAUAAGUUUGCAGGGAAUCAUCUUCACAGUUCACUGAAAGAAAAAAAAAAAGUGCGCUUUUAUGGCACCACGGCUGCAUCGCACAGUGGUUGUAUGUGUGGACUCAGGAAACAGAUCACCCGGAUCCACUUGCUAGCUGGGUGACCUCAGCAACUUAAUUAAUCUUUCAUGCCUCAGUUUCCUCAUUUUUAAAUGAGAAUAGUAAUAGUGCCAGUCUUACAAAGUUAUGUGAGGAUUUAAUGAGUGAAUAAAUUAAGUGCUUAGGACUGUGCCUGACCUAUAGAAAGUGCUGUGUUAUAGAAGCACUAAUGGGUCUCAUUUCCAGGAAAAACAAUCUACAUUAGCAUAUCAUUUAACAACAUUGUAUAGAACUUUAAAUUGUAUGUGUUGCUCAAAUCCACCCAAAUAAGUAUGUUUAUAAAUUAGGUGCUAACUUUUGGUGGUAAUGCUGUUUUCUUAAUUGUACAACUGAGGUACCACAUGUAAUUUAUAGACUCAUUUCUUUUACAAUCCUCCGAAGUAAACAUAAUUGGAAAUAUUUUAGUUACCUAGUGACACAAAAGAUGCAUUAAAAGAAACCAUGAUUAAAAUUCACUGUUAGAAAAAAAAUGUAGCUUUAUAUCCUUAAGGCAUAGUUAACCUUGAGAAAGUAUGAUUUGAAAAAGUAUGAAAAGGAAGCUUCCAUUACAGCCUUGUGAAAGACAGACUAUCUUAAAGGCAUAAUCAAAAACUAACAUCAUCAUACUUAGGAUGAUAUGAUAAAAAUACACUUACAAUGAUUAUAUUUCUUGAAGAGGGGCUUCUACAACUCAAACUAUUAGAGUAUACAAACUUAUACCAAAGAAAUGACUCAUAUUCUCCUUUCAGUUUUAGAUGAUCUGGAUAGCACACUGGCUCAGGAACAAUCUGCAAGCUCAGUGAAUACCAGAGCACCCCUCAACCAUGGAUCAACAAGACAGUUCAGUCAUUUUUAUUCCAGUGAGAACAGACACGGUAAUAUCACAGGAAGGCACAAAAAUCACUAUAAUGACACUCCUAAUAUGUCUUUCUAUAACAUCCU
This is a messenger RNA of Manis javanica (Malayan pangolin), 2170 nucleotides long. Lineage: Eukaryota; Metazoa; Chordata; Mammalia; Pholidota; Manidae. The record is from RefSeq and is a predicted model, not a curated record.